This is a messenger RNA of Cinclus cinclus, 5555 nucleotides long. It is a transcript of the gene FGFR3, whose product is annotated as fibroblast growth factor receptor 3. Gene Ontology annotation, biological process: protein phosphorylation; positive regulation of MAPK cascade; positive regulation of kinase activity. The transcript has 17 exons. The coding region runs from base 1 to 2487 and encodes 828 amino acids. The record is from RefSeq and is a predicted model, not a curated record. NCBI's taxonomy places the organism in Eukaryota, Metazoa, Chordata, Aves, Passeriformes, Cinclidae. Gene Ontology annotation, molecular function: fibroblast growth factor receptor activity; ATP binding; fibroblast growth factor binding. Gene Ontology annotation, cellular component: signaling receptor complex; membrane.
AUGUCUGAGGCGGGCGGUGCGGCGGCGGCCGCGCUGCCCCGGCGCCGCUCCGGAGGCAUGCGGGCGGCCUGGGGCUCCGUCUGGUGCCUGUGCCUGGCGGCGGCCGUCGGCGGGAUGCCGGUGGCGCGGCGGGGCGGCGGCAAGGCGGCGGCGAGGAGCGGCGGGCAGCCGGCAGAAUACUUGAGGAGUGAGACCGCCUUUCUGGAAGAGUUGGUGUUUGGAAAUGGAGAUACCAUUGAACUUUCCUGUAACACCCAAGGCUCUUCUGUGUCCGUUUUCUGGUUUAAAGAUGGUAUUGGAAUUGCACCUACCAACAGAACUCAUAUUGGACAAAAACUGUUGAAGAUAAUCAAUGUGUCAUAUGAUGACUCGGGGCUGUAUAGUUGCAAGCCAAGGCAUUCCAACGAAGUCCUGGGAAACUUUACAGUCAGAGUUACAGAUUCCCCUUCGUCAGGUGAUGAUGAGGAUGAUGAUGAUGAGUCAGAAGAUACAGGUGUCCCCUUCUGGACCCGGCCAGAUAAAAUGGAGAAGAAGCUGCUGGCAGUUCCCGCCGCCAACACCGUUCGCUUCCGAUGUCCAGCGGGUGGAAACCCAACUCCUUCCAUCUACUGGCUGAAAAAUGGCAAGGAGUUCAAAGGGGAGCACAGGAUCGGGGGCAUUAAGUUGCGACACCAGCAGUGGAGCCUGGUGAUGGAGAGUGUUGUGCCCUCAGAUCGAGGGAAUUACACCUGUGUCGUGGAGAACAAGUAUGGCAACAUUAGGCACACGUACCAGCUUGAUGUAUUAGAAAGGUCACCCCACCGACCAAUCCUGCAAGCAGGGCUCCCUGCCAACCAGACUGUGGUGGUAGGGAGCAAUGUGGAGUUUCACUGCAAGGUCUACAGCGAUGCCCAGCCUCACAUCCAGUGGCUGAAACACGUGGAAGUCAAUGGCAGUAAAUAUGGACCCGAUGGGACCCCGUAUGUCACAGUGCUGAAGACGGCAGGUGUUAACACAACGGAUAAGGAGCUAGAGAUUCUGUACUUGCGAAAUGUUACUUUUGAGGAUGCUGGGGAAUAUACUUGUCUCGCAGGGAAUUCUAUUGGGUUCUCACAUCACUCUGCUUGGCUGACGGUGCUACCAGCUGAGGAGCUCAUGGAGAUGGAUGAUUCGGGCUCAGUGUACACUGGCAUUCUCAGUUAUGGCACUGGCUUUUUCUUCCUUCUCCUGGUGCUGGUCUUGGUGAUUGUCUGGAGGAUGAAAAUGCCAAACAAAAAAGCCAUGAACACCCCCACUGUUCAGAAAGUCUCCAAAUUCCCACUCAAGAGACAGCAGGUGUCGCUGGAGUCCAACUCUUCCAUGAAUUCCAACACGCCCCUGGUGCGGAUCACGCGCCUGUCCUCCAGCGAUGGGCCAAUGCUGGCCAACGUUUCCGAGCUGGAGCUGCCUCCAGAUCCCAAGUGGGAAUUGACACGUUCUCGCCUGACCUUGGGGAAGCCGCUCGGUGAGGGGUGUUUCGGCCAAGUGGUGAUGGCAGAAGCAAUUGGGAUUGAUAAGGACAAGCCAAACAAGGCCAUCACAGUUGCUGUCAAGAUGUUAAAAGAUGAUGCCACAGACAAAGACCUUUCUGACCUGGUCUCUGAGAUGGAAAUGAUGAAAAUGAUUGGGAAGCACAAAAACAUCAUUAACCUCCUCGGUGCCUGCACGCAGGACGGACCACUCUAUGUGUUGGUGGAAUACGCAUCAAAGGGGAACUUGCGGGAGUACCUCAGGGCACGUCGCCCACCUGGCAUGGACUAUUCCUUUGACACCUGCAAGCUGCCCGAGGAGCAGCUGACGUUUAAGGACCUGGUUUCCUGUGCCUACCAGGUGGCACGGGGCAUGGAGUACUUGGCAUCUCAGAAAUGCAUUCAUCGCGACUUGGCAGCCAGGAACGUGUUAGUCACUGAAGAUAAUGUGAUGAAAAUAGCUGAUUUUGGCCUGGCUAGAGACGUUCACAACAUUGACUAUUACAAGAAAACCACCAAUGGUCGGCUGCCUGUGAAAUGGAUGGCUCCAGAAGCCUUGUUUGACCGGGUCUAUACUCACCAGAGCGAUGUCUGGUCUUUUGGAGUGCUACUAUGGGAGAUCUUCACUUUGGGAGGGUCUCCAUACCCAGGAAUUCCGGUUGAGGAGCUCUUCAAGCUCUUGAAGGAAGGCCAUCGGAUGGACAAACCUGCAAACUGCACCCAUGAUUUGUACAUGAUCAUGCGGGAGUGCUGGCACGCCGUCCCCUCGCAGCGACCCACCUUCAAGCAGCUGGUGGAAGACCUGGACAGGGUCCUCACUGUGACGUCCACCGAUGAGUACCUGGACCUCUCGGUGCCCUUCGAGCAAUACUCGCCGGCUGGCCAGGACACCCACAGCACCUGCUCCUCAGGGGACGACUCGGUCUUUGCACAUGACCUGCUGCCCGAUGAGCCCUGCCUGCCCAAGCACCCGCCCUGCAACGGCGUCAUCCGGACGUGAGGACUCCCAGGGCACGUGGACAGACGGACGGACGGGUGGGCAGCGUGCCCAUGGAGGCGCGAGUGUGGGGCGCCAAGUGUGAAACCAUAGUGAAGGAUCUUCCAGUGGAACUCUGUGAUGGUGCCUGGAGAUUUGUGUUGCUGACAAGCUGUUCAGGGUAAAAAGAAAAAAAAAAGUAACUUUUUUAAAAUAUUUUUUUUUAAUAUUUUUCUUUCUCCCUAUUGCUGUAUGAAAAGUCAAGAAGCACUGUUUGGCCUGAAGGAACUAAUCUCUUGCCAAGAUGAUCUAUCCUAGAUGAUUUUUUUUGUUUGGUUGUGUUUUUUUUUGUUGUUGUUUUUUUUUUUGUUUUGUUUUUUGGUCUUUUUGUUUACUUUUCAUUUUGUUAGGGAUUUUUUCUUUACCACGCAGAAUGUUGAACCUGGGGGCUGCUGACCUCCCAGCCUCCGCACUUGCGUUCCGAGUGCCAGAGUAACCGUUCUGUGCCUGCAAUACGAAGAAAAGAGAAAAAGAAAUCUUCCUUUAAAAAGAAAAAAAAAAAAGAAACACAUGCAAAAAAAAAAAAAAGGGGUGUAAAGAAUGUGGAAAUUCUUUGCUUAUGCAAUCUGUACAUGAACCUUUUUGGUGGAGCUGAAAAGCCACGUUGCCUGCAGGGAUUCAUAUAUUUAUAAAAAUAUCUAUAUUUUUGUUGUCGUCGUUUUUAUAGCUUCAUGAUCAUACUACCCAGCUACAUAGAAGGAAUCCUUUUUGGAAGAAGAGAAAACAAAGCUAAAUGCAAAUUUUCAUGGAGAAAUGAAAGUAAGAAUAGUAAAAAAGAUGGUCAAGUCAUCUGGAGUGUCACCACCUUGGCCCUUGCAUGGGGCUGGGAGCGAUGGGUCCGUGCAGAUCCCAGGGAUGGGCAGAGACCCUGUGGGGUCCCUGGGGAGCAGAGCAUCACCCACCUGAGAGAGGAGGGUGCCCUGAGACCUGGCUCCUGGGUGCCCACACGGCAUCUCAAGUCACAUCUUGACCUUUGAGAGCAGCCAUUUGGGGAGGAAAAAGGAAUAAAUCUCGUUUUUGGGGUUUGCCUGUUCUUGCUUGCCAAGGGUGAGUGUGGGGAGCAGCUCCUCCGUGCACCCCUCGACGCCAGAGGUUUGGCUCCAUCUACAAGCAGUGACUUGGAGAAAGAAGUUACGGGUACCUGUAGGCAAGAGCCUUUAACUUAUAUCAAAAAGGUUUAUUCCAGAGAAUCUGUGUAUAUAUCUAUAAAUAUAUCAUGUAUAUAUAUAAAUAAAUAUAUUAAAAGAAAAGAAUGUAUAAUACUAAUGCAACAUAAAGCAGUACUGAGAGAGAGAGAGAGAGAGUCUCAAAAUACGAGCAUUGCAAUCUAGGAUAUACUGAUCUGGGCAAAAAAAAGAUGUUUUUGAUUGUUUGUUUUAUAUCUUCACAGUUUUGUUUUAAAAAUUGUACCUUAACAUGUAUAUUUGUAAAGUUAUUUAUAGACAUUAACAUAUCUGUUCAUUGGUUUAAAUAGCAUAGCGUUACUGUAAACUUUAAAUUUCACCAAACUUAAGGGUGGUUUUUUUAACUUAUUAAAAAUGGAGAAAAAAUAUAUUAAUCAAGUUUUUCAUUUGUGUUUAUGGGAAAUAUUGAAAGAAUGUAUAGAUGUACAGUCCUUUAACAAAUUACAUUUAAUGUUAUAAAUAUAUAUAUGUAUUCAUUAAAAAAAUAUUAGUUUAUCCUGGAUUGCAGUGAGCAAAGGUAAGUUUAUUUUUCAAUACAUCACCAGUGGUUAAAACCAAACAAAUAGCCAGCAGAGAGAUGAUUUUUACAUAUUUCAGAAAAACAGGGCCAAGAAUUCUUCCAUCAGUUUAACCACUGUGCAUUAAGGGGGUGUGGGUGUUUAUUUUUCUAUUUUCAAAUGAAGGUAUUCUUUGUGGUCGAUUUAAUAACAAGUAUGCAGCAAAGUGAAAUGUUGACUUUGGAUGGUGCAGGGUAGGUUUUUUUCUCUUCCCUUUUGCCAGUACUGUUGUAUUUUGGGCUUCAGAAAUGCCAUGUGAGCAAAAUAGUGACACUGUUUGCAGGAGAGCUGCUGCAGCUGCAUGUUUCUUUUGCAUCUAACGCAUUGGAAAGUGCCAGUGAUGCCUGAUUUUUGGUGUUUAGAAUGCUGUGCUGUUUUGUUCCUCAAUGCCAGAUAGCUGUGGAAAAGCACAGGAGUGAACUAAAGCAUGUUAGCAUGGAUCAAGCUGACAGUGGGGGAGGUUUGGGCUGAGGAUUUUUUGUGGGUGGGUUUUUUUGGUGGUGUUUUUUUGUUUCUUUGUUUGUUUGUUUUGGGGUUUUUUUGUGGUUUUUUUUUUUUUUUUUUUUUUUUUGUCCAGAAGACUUCUUUAAUGUACUACCAGAAAGAGGCAAAGCAAAUUGCAUCCUGAAUUCCUUCUUUUCAUUUUUCUCUGGUGCAUAUUGCAUAUCAAUGUUGCAGAAAACAGGAUGGCAGCAUCUCAUUUAAAGAUUUUUUUUCUUCUUAGAGCCACAGAAUCCAUAUCCUAAAAUAAAUAAUUUAUAGUUUGAGGUUACUUCAAUGGAAGUUUGAGAAGGUAGAUUUCUAUAGAUUUUUGUUUUGUUGGAAUAAAAAAAAUUUUUUUUGGUAUUUUCUUACAAAUGUCUGCUAAUUGUGUACAUUCCAAGUACUCGAAGCAAAGUUUUCCUGUACUGAGAAAAGAAAAUGUACAAAACUGUGCAUGGUUUUAAAUGUUACUAGAUAUUAUAAAUAUAUAUAUAAUUUAUUGAGUUUUUACAAAAUGUAUCUGUUGUAGACUUGUUGACUUUAACAUUUCUUAUUCAAUGCUUAUAUAGUUUUAUAGCCUGGACUAUUAUCUUUAAAAAGCUUAAAAAAAUUUAAAAGUUCCAAUUUUGUUACAUUUUAUACUGUUGAUGUUACAAUCCACAGGUUUGCAUAGUGUGAUUUUUGCAAUGAGCAACUCUGUUCAGUUUAUUUUAAUACUGUACUUCUGUGCCUGACAGCUGCAGCUGUCGAAGGUGUGAGAUGAACACUAAAUAAAACUAUUCUGCUUUUGUUAACAUGGGAAACUUAC